Penicillium roqueforti is the source of this 672-nucleotide messenger RNA. RefSeq lists its product as uncharacterized. The record is from RefSeq and is a predicted model, not a curated record. Lineage: Eukaryota; Fungi; Ascomycota; Eurotiomycetes; Eurotiales; Aspergillaceae. Bases 1 to 672 code for a protein of 223 amino acids. The transcript has 4 exons.
AUGGCUGCCCCUCGGGAGAUUACCAUCGAAUGUCUCAACGGCCGUUGGGUUCUGAAUAAGGACCUGACCAGCGAGGCAGACCCUAUUCUAAAAUUGCAAAAAGUACCUUGGUUGCUCCGCAAGGCAUUCGGAUUCGCAACAAUAUACAUCCAAAUCUCCCAAUACCAAACACCAGCAUCCGAAACAAGCCAACCAUCUACGAGUAUCGACUUUACCCAGACAGCCACAGCAGGGCUGGCCGCAACCAAAGAAGAACGCGUCUUGGAUUGGAAAGUAUUAGACCACGAGGACUACUUCUUCGGCGAGGUCAAAGCACAGAGUGAAUUCGUCCACGGUGUUAUUGACGCAGGUGGAAUCAUAAGGCCUGAAUUUGAGCUUCAGACGGCCAUGUCUAAUGACCAGAUUAAGCAAUACUUACGAGGUGAGAUCCAGGAGGAUGGGAGUAAAUCUACCGGUUUUCUAGUUGAGGACUGGAGUGGGAUGUCUGAGGAGGGGCCUGGUCUUUGGGUACAUACCUUUGAGCGGAAUGUUAAGUCUGGCUGGACAGCUGAGCAGAUUUGGGGAUUUGAGAUGUUUGGGGACUCGCGAUACUUCUCUCGUCGAGGGGUGAUCAUGACGACGAGGGGAGAAUAUAUGUGUGGGAGAAUUGUGUUUGAUUUCGUGAGUACUUAA